Messenger RNA from Zootermopsis nevadensis, 1644 nucleotides. NCBI's taxonomy places the organism in Eukaryota, Metazoa, Arthropoda, Insecta, Blattodea, Termopsidae. The record is from RefSeq and is a predicted model, not a curated record.
GACUACAUAAAAUGCGAUUAAGAGAUUUAAGGCAAAACUGUUGUGAGGAGUAUAUAAUUAUUUCGGUUUCUAAAUAGACGUAUGGAACGUCAAUUCGAAUACUCCGCUUCAGAGACAUGGUUGAUUUUAUAAAUUAAUCCAUAACUUUACCGCCUCAACAUUCUGAAUACAAUGCAACGAACAUGAAGUUAACAAAAAUUACACGUAGCUAAACGCAGGACUUAUUUCAGUGCUGGAAAUUAUGACCACAUUCCAUAAAUUGCGUAUAUCACUGAAGGACCAGCACAGAAUUAACAGCAAAUCUCAUAACAGCCGCGUGUAAAAAUAUACCCACGCUUCAACGCUUCUGAAACAAUGUUGAGUGGAAUGGCCACGCUCUCUGACCUAGCCCAACAAGGAAACAUUGGUCCCGGUGCCACUGUCUCAUCGCUCAACCAUAACGACACUCCGACAGGGUCCUCUGCGGGUGCCGACACCUCGCUUUCCCAGGCCCCAGAAGCUCAGUGGCCAGAGUUGGUUCCAGCCAUACUCAAAGGGUUUGUGAUGGGAACAAUUAUCGUGGCGGCUGUACUGGGCAACGCCCUCGUCAUAAUAAGUGUUGUCAGACACCGAAAACUACGAAUAAUCACAAACUACUACGUCGUCUCACUUGCCUUAGCAGACCUCCUCGUGGCCCUCUGUGCUAUGACGUUCAACGCGAGCGUCGAGCUGACGGGUGGAACAUGGUUGUUCGGUUAUGUUAUGUGUGACGUGUGGAACUCUCUGGACGUGUACUUCUCAACAGCUUCCAUCCUCCACCUGUGUUGUAUAAGUGUGGACAGGUAUUACGCCAUCGUAAGGCCACUAGAAUAUCCAAUUACAAUGACUCACAGGACGGUCUGUUUCAUGAUAGCCAACGUCUGGAUGCUACCAGCUCUGAUUUCCUUUACUCCCAUCUUCCUAGGUUGGUACACGACACCGGAGCAUCAAGAGUUUCGUAAAUCAAAUCCUCACGUGUGCAUAUUUGAAGUUAAUAUCUAUUAUAUGAUGAUAUCGUCGGGCGUUUCCUUCUGGAUCCCCGGUGUCGUCAUGGUUACCAUGUAUUAUCGUAUUUAUAAAGAGGCCGUGAGGCAGAGGAAAGCUUUGUCUCGUACUUCAAGUAACAUCUUGCUGAACAGCAUUCAUCAGCGGCACACAAAUCACCACCAUCACCACAGCCAUUACCUGCACCCCAGCGACGGUGACGUCACGGUCCCACCUGGGACUGUAAGCAGUAGUGCUAACAGCAGACAGUCCUCAGUGCGCUCUGCAGCUUAUGGCACCACUGCUAAAACUGCGACCGAACUCAACAUGAACGGAACCAGCGUGAGGCAACAGAGUACAAGCUGGAGGACCGAACACAAGGCAGCUCGCACGCUGGGCAUCAUAAUGGGCGCUUUCAUGAUCUGCUGGCUUCCAUUCUUUCUAUGCCGCAAUCCAAGCAUAGUUGUCCCAGAACCGAACAGCUCUGAGAUACAGACGGAGGGGUGCUCUGUUAAAGAAGACGAUCCACCGGCAGAUCUCAACUCGAAGGCAAUUGUCGUUCCGGCAAUAAAGGUCGAGGAACCUCAGAAAUAUGAGGUUGUUGCAGAACAUCACGAUGUACCCAAAGAGUUCCUUGCUUAA